AUGGAACUUGGAAGGAGGAAUACCAAGAAAUACACUUUCAAAUGUCCUGACUUAACAGAGUUGAAGAAGCUUGGUUCUAUGAUAGUUAGUCUAGAGGAUUUCAGAGCUCAGUAUGGAAGACUUAUGGGUAUCUUGAAGACCAAGGUUGAAGAUGGAGAUCUCAACACACUGGUACAAUUUUAUGAUCCACUCUAUCAUUGCUUCACAUUUCCAGACUACCAACUUAUGCCAACUCUAGAAGAAUACUCUUAUUGGUUUGGUUUGCCAGUUUCUAACAAAUUACCAUUCAGUGGUUCAGAGAAGACCCCUACAUCAGCAGCUAUUGCAGAAGCACUUCACCUAGAAACGUCUGUUGUGAAGGACAACUUCACUAAAAAAGGAGGGAUUCUAGGUCUAACCUCUAGAUUCCUGUUGGAGAAAGCCUUUAUCUUUGCAGAAGCAGAUAAUAGAGAUUCCUUUGAAGCCAUUUUUGCUCUAUUCAUUUAUGAAAUUGUACUCUUCCCAAACAUUGAUGACUUCGUGGAUGUUAAUGCUAUACGAAUCUUCUUAAUUGGUAACCCAAUACCCACAUUACUUGGAGAUACCUACCAUUCUAUCCAUCACAUGACUAAGAAAGGUGGUGGAACCAUUCUUUGUUGUCCACCUCUCCUAUAUAAGUGGUUUAUUUCUCACUUGCCCAUAUCCAGGCUCUUCAGGGAAAAUCCGCAGAAGCUCAGAUGGUCUCAGAGGUUCAUGUCCAUUGAUCAAGGGAGUAUACAUUGGUAUGACCCCUCUUAUGAUGUUGGAGUAAUUAUUGACAGUUGUGAUGAAUUUCCUAACGUACCUCUCAUUGGUGUACAUGGGGGAAUUAACUACAACCCCAUCCUUGCCAGACGCCGGUUAGGAUAUCCUAUGGCAGAUAAACUUGACAACCUUUUGUUGUCCGGUUUCUUUUACCUCAACGACAAAGAGAGUUCCGGUUUGAAGGAUGGAAUCAUACAUGUUUGGCGCAACAUUCACAGGAAAGGAAAAGACCGAUUAGGAAGAAAGAAUUGUGUUGCUUUUGAGCCCUACACCCAAUGGGUUUGUGCUAGAGCCAGUGAACUUAAGAUGCCAUAUGCUCUUGAGAAAACCUCAUUCCCUUUUGCUAUAACAUCAUCAUCCACCAUUCCUAUUGAGAAUAGGGAAGAGUUUCAAGAAGUUUUGGAUAGGUUGAAAUUGGAAAGAGACACUUGGGAAGUCAAACUGAAUCACCAGUACAAUACUCAAGCCAGUCGCCGAAGAAGGAUGAGUCAACUUGAACAAGAAAACCAAGAGCUCAGGGAGGAAGUAAUCACCUUGAAAGACAGUUUGGAAAGGCUUACUGCUAUGAUGGACACUUUGGUGGUUGCUCAGAAUAAGUCAUCGAACAAUUCUCAAGAUCCAUUGCAACGAACAACAAUCUCUAAGAACGUCUCAACACCCAUUCUAGUGGCGGCCGUCAAUGAUAAAAAAUAUCACAUGCCACCUGGUUUCCUUUGGGGCAUGCCUCACGGUUAUAUGCCAACCGGAUACCGCCCUCAAAACGUUGAAGCUCCAGUAGUGACUGUUGUGAUAUCUGUACCUCCUCAUGUGGUACAUAUAACUCCUUAG
This is a messenger RNA of Lathyrus oleraceus (garden pea), 1611 nucleotides long. RefSeq lists its product as uncharacterized. The transcript is spliced from 2 exons. Bases 1 to 1611 code for a protein of 536 amino acids. The record is from RefSeq and is a predicted model, not a curated record. NCBI's taxonomy places the organism in Eukaryota, Viridiplantae, Streptophyta, Magnoliopsida, Fabales, Fabaceae.